UGCUUGGCUGAAAACGUCUCUCUUGACAUUGGAGUCGUGUCACAUUGUCAUUCGCGUAACUCCAGCCCCCUUAAUAUUCUGACCGGAUGUCUCCGGAAGCUGCAUGCAGUAGUGAAAUUGAGCUGUCGCAUUGCAUCCAACAGCCGUUCUCGUCUCAAUUUCCCAGAGCAUGGCUGUCGGAGUGGCUUGAAGCCACAGCAACAGAGCAGUGUCAGCGGCCCAAAAACAAGGCUCGCCCCAUGAAUCAGUGGCAAAAGCCACACCAAGAGAACAAAUACAGGGGAGCUGUAAUUAAAAAUCUCGCCAUUGGCUAAUCACUUCAAGAGCAAGAGUCCACUCGGCGCCCAAUCAGCACGUAAAUGCAAGACAAUAACGGUGCAGCUGAAAACGCAAAAUUCGUGAUUCCGCGCGGAAUCCGUGCACGAGGGCUCAGCCGCGAAUUGCCGAGCCCCAAGGCGUCGCGAAAGCCCGUAUAUGGUAGUCGCGCUACGAUCGCACGGCCUUGGAUUCCUCGUUAAUUGAGUUCAGCCUCGUUUUAAACAGAAAAUAAAAGCAUCUCGGCGAGGCCUCAAAGCCCAAACUGGUGGCGAUGAUGUCGACCAAGUUUCCACAUGGGCACGGGCUGGACCCAUUGGGUCCUCUUCCCGACUGCUUGCCACCAGAUUCAUCUGCCAAAACCUGGGGCCCCGGAUUUGCCAUGACAAAGAGAUAUUUGCAUCUCUUGCAUCUUGGAGCAUGUGUUUAGUCGAUGGGGCAAAAUGGAGUUGCCCAGAUUCCAGGAUCUCGCCUUUGCUCCAGGAAGUUGCAAGUUUGUACGUAAUUGAAACUCCACCAUGGGGAGGGGGUGAGCCGAGAGACGCAGAAUGAUCCCAUCGCGAGUUUGUCAAGUCUGGCAACUCUAGUAAACGAUUACUCCGCAAAAGUUGAAGUCGUCAAUGCCGAUUCUCCCUGAGCUUGGAGACGAAGAGGCGGAGGGGAGGCGCUAUCGAAUGGUCGCGGUGGAAGGGAGGCCAACGUCGCAUUGAUCGGAUUAAGCUUGAAUCAAGGUGAUGCGUUUAGAAUGGAUACAGGUCCAUUAUAGGUAUCAUCUGCGUCGUAAAGAGGAGAGGAUUGUCGUUCAGCGGUUGCGUUUCAAAUGACCAAUCCGCUCCUUGGCAUAGCGGUUGAUGCUACGCAAAUGCACGAAUUCUUUCCAAGAUGUAAGAUUGGGUGCCAAUGCGUGGCGCACAGACAUCCCGGAGCUCGAUCCUGUCUGGACCAGGAGC
Messenger RNA from Trichoderma atroviride IMI 206040, 1265 nucleotides. The record is from RefSeq and is a predicted model, not a curated record. NCBI's taxonomy places the organism in Eukaryota, Fungi, Ascomycota, Sordariomycetes, Hypocreales, Hypocreaceae.